Molecule: messenger RNA, 4169 nt
Organism: Tachysurus vachellii
Lineage: Eukaryota; Metazoa; Chordata; Actinopteri; Siluriformes; Bagridae
Gene: fxr2
Product: FMR1 autosomal homolog 2
Exons: 18
Coding region: 483-2480 (665 amino acids)
Biological process (GO): DNA damage response; regulation of modification of synaptic structure; positive regulation of protein phosphorylation
Cellular component (GO): postsynaptic density; dendritic spine; presynapse
Molecular function (GO): mRNA 3'-UTR binding; translation regulator activity; protein homodimerization activity
Source: RefSeq, a predicted model, not a curated record
GGUCAUUCACAGUCGCGGAUUUUCACUCGGACGGCGCGCGUGCGACGGGAGGACGGGCAACGGGGCUGAGAGCGGUUGCCGGGUGAUAGGAGAUUUUUUUAAAGCUACAGCUGUACGACGGUCUGAAGCGAUUUGUGAUUCCGCCAUAACUCACACUGUCCCCUUAACACAAACAGUAACACUUACUAGCUGUGUUACUUAGCUAGUAGCCCGGCAACCAACCGAGGAGGUGUUUGUGAGAGCUAAUUAGCGACCGUUAGCUGUUUGCUAACAUCGCCGUAGACGUUAGAGAUCCCGAGCAGCUAGCUGCGUUAGCCGGAUCAUUACAAACAACACAACUCCUCUCCCUUCACACCGAAACGCUGGAAAUCCGAAAGCGGCCGGAGGCAGGCGAAGCGCCGGCGAAGCUGGGGCUGUUAGCGGAACCGCACAGUGGAGGAGGACCCGCUGAGAGGCACAGCGGCGGGGACGCAGCGGCCGCCAUGGACGGGCUGCCGGUGGAGGUGCGCGGCUCUAACGGGGCCUUCUACAAGGCGUUCAUCAAAGAUGUCCAUGAAGACUCCCUCACGAUAGUUUUUGAGAACAACUGGCAACCAGAGAGACAGCUGCCGUUUAGUGAUGUGAGGUUGCCACCGCCAUCUGACUACCACAAGGACAUCGGCGAGGGCGAGGAAGUGGAGGUAUACUCCCGGGCAAACGAGCAGGAACCCUGCGGCUGGUGGCUGGCGAGGGUGAGGAUGAUGAAGGGCGAGGUGAGUCAGAAACUGUUCUAUGUGAUUGAGUAUGCUGCAUGUGAUGCCACAUACAACGAAAUUGUCACAUCAGAAAGAAUCCGGCCUGUCAACCCCAACAGCCCUUCCACUUGCAGCUCCUUCUACAAAACCACUAUUGCUGUGCCCGAGGACCUCCGAGAAAUCUGUUUAACUGACAACAUCCACAAAGACUUCAGGAAAGCAAUCGGAGCCAACUGCGUCUUCUACAGCAGUUCAACACAUGAAUUGAUUGUACUGUCAACAAAUGACUCCACAGUGAAGCGUGCCUCCCUUCUGAGUGACAUGCACUUCCGAAGCAUCCGUACCAAGCUCAUGCUCAUGUCCCGCAACGAGGAGGCCACCAAACACUUAGAGACAAGUAAACAACUGGCAUCAGCCUAUCAGGAGGAGGUACGAGUGCGUGAGGAUCUGAUGGGUUUGGCAAUCGGCUCCCACGGCGCUAACAUCCAGCAGGCCCGCAAGGUCCCAGGGGUUACUGCCAUUGAGCUCGAGGAGGAAAGCUGCACCUUCAGGAUCUACGGAGAGACCCCAGAAGCUGUGAAACAGGCUAGAGUAUAUCUGGAGUUUAAAGAAGACUCCUUCCAGGUACCCAGGAGUCUUGUUGGCAAAGUUAUUGGGAAAAGUGGCAAAAUCAUCCAGGAAAUUGUGGACAAGUCCGGUGUGGUGCGUGUUCGGAUUGAAGGGGACAAUGACAAAAAGCUGCCCAGAGAGGAGGGUAUGGUUCCCUUCAUCUUUGUAGGAACCAAAGAAAACAUCAGUAAUGCUCAAGCUUUGCUGGAGUACCAUGUGGCCUACCUGCAGGAAGUGGAACAGUUGCGUCUGGAGCGGCUGCAGAUCGAUGAGCAGCUUCGUCAGAUCGGUGUCGGUUACCGUACAGCCCCAAGCCGCACCAGUGCACCUGGAGCCAGUGAUCGGGAGAGGGGAUACCAGACUGACGAGAGCAGCAACUCUCUACAGACUUCCCGCACGUAUGGCGGACGAGGUCGCGGGCGCAAAUCCAACAAUGCAUACUCUGGUUAUGGAACAAACUCUGAGAUGUCCAAUGCUUCUGAGUCAGAGGAUCUGGGAGAGCGGGAACCAAGGCCCCGGGGAGUAGGCGGUGAAGAGAGGGGCUCCCGGAGAGGAGGCCGUGGUCGAGGAUCCAGCACAGGCAGAGGCCGUGGAGGCCCAGGAUCCCGCAGCUCGAACACAAUUAGCUCAGUGCUAAAGGACCCUGACAGUAACCCGUACUCUCUGCUGGAGGGUGAAGGUGAUGUGGGCGGAGACACUGAUGCCAGCGAGAGCAUGGGUGGCAAUGACCGCCGCAGACGUUCCCGCCGCCGCCGUAAUGACCAGGAGCCCAGUGUGAUUGAUGCUGCCAAUGAGUCAGAUGGCCAGGCAGCUACUAGUGAGAACGGACUGGAUGAUGAUGGCAAACCCCAGAGGCGAAACAGAAGUCGCCGUCGCCGCAACCGUGCCACUCGACCUGAGGGAGGCUCUGCCAGCCGUGACAGACAGCCAGUUACCGUGGCCGACUUCAUCUCUCGUGCAGAAUCUCAGAGCCGACAGAACCUUCCAGUGAAGAAAGAUGAAAUCCAGCAUGCCUCCCUCCCCAAGGAGAAUGGGACUAGUGUGAAGAAGGAAGAGCAUACCCCGUCCAAGCGUUCCCCUAGCAAUGGUGUGGCAUCAUCUGGGGAGGCUCUGACCCUGGUGAACGGCGUUUCCUAAAUGGAAAUUGCAAAACGUCCGCUCACCACUCAAGACCAUUGUCUAGAGCAAGACACUACAGCGAUCUGUCCCUGCUUGCAUUUACGUAAAAAAACCUUUAAACAGACGAGUGAAAAAUCGACUAAAAAUCUUGAAUUCAUAUGAGAUUGAGGAGAAAAAAGAUAUUAAAAAAAAGACAAACGCAUCUACUUAAACACUUUAACGGUGUAUGUUUAUCCUAUCUAUCAGUACUUAGUGCAUAUGUAAAAGAAGCUUGCCAAAAAAGAGCUGGUGGAUAUGCUUCGAAAAUCUGACGUAACUGAACACAGGAUGUGACUAUAUGUUUUUAUUUUUGGAGAAACGGUUUUCUUUUUUUGUUUGUUGUCGAUGUUUUGUUUUGUUUUUCUUCACUGGUGUGGGAUUGGUCACAUUCCCAAACAGAUGCAUCUCUGAAACAGUGUUAGAGGCGAGGGGAGGAGCUAGCCAAGAGAUUGGGUGGUGUGGGCGGAGCCUCUCACAUGACUGGCAGUUGAGGCUAUGGUACUCUAAGAUUAUGGUUGUGUGUAGGGGGAAGGAAAGGAACGACAUUGUGCCUUGAAUUUGAAAAAAAAAAAACUUGAGCAUUUUUGUUUUUGUUAGUGGAACAACAGAUACUGUUUCAUAUGCUUUUUUUUUUUCUUUUUUCAAGUAAAAGAGAAACCAGUGCUAGGAGAGGGAAGACGGGAUAAAAUUUGAUACUAAUGCCAAACUAGAAGGGUAAGAAUGUUAAUUUGUGGUAGAAGUCAUGAUCUGGAUGGUGUUUGUGUGUGUGUGUGUGUGUGUGUGUGUUUGUACACAUGUAGUUAGUAUGCAACCAUAGACGUAAAUUGGGAGAACUGUUGCAUCAUCUCAGAGCCAGCUCUGUUGUGAGGGACGAAAGGAUGCAGCCACUUCAGUUAAAGGAUAGGUGUUCACUUCUGUGCUCUGCAUUACACAGGCAAACAGGCAUGGCAGCAUCAGGAACAGCCUCAUAUACAGACAUGCAGUUAGAAAUCUGUCUGAACCAGAUUGUGUAUUUUACCCAGAACCGAUAUUAAGACAUACAUCAGUGCCUCUGAUCCUCAUCCCCCAAAAACCACCACUGUUUCUGAGCGGGAGUACAUAGGAUGUGAUGGUGUGGGAAAUUAAUAAAGAUAAUGCACCCAGCUGCAGUUUUGACACCACAGUAGAUGAUGUGGUUUAUACACACUGUGCCUGCUGAACGCUUGAAAAGGUGACUACUCCUCUGUGGUGCCCCCUACUGGAUGGGUUUGGGGUUUACACAACCUAGUGAUCAAGAAGGCAUGUUGUGUAGGGAAUAGCACAGCCUGUGAAAAGUUGAGAGCCAGCCACACACACAUACACACACGUGCGUGCACACACAAUGGUGUAUGUGAAUCUACAAUACACUCCAAUGUUGUCACUAUACAGUUUAGACUUCCUGAGUCUCUGGUCAAGGAACUUUAAACCUGAGUUUUAAUCCACUUGCCUCGAAGGCCAGGCAAGCGUGGUGUUUAAAUGGAACAGCAUGUCUGUCGCGUUAUCGAAUGCCGCAGUCAAAAAGACAGACCCGGGGGUUCAUGUCUCCCUUUGGCUCACAUUACUGUCAUCUUGGUUCUUGCUCUCAAACUUUUUUGGUUGUACUUUUCACAUCAUAAAAAAAAAAGAAUAAAAUUGAAGUGAAAAAACAAA